Molecule: messenger RNA, 21254 nt
Organism: Podarcis lilfordi (Lilford's wall lizard)
Lineage: Eukaryota; Metazoa; Chordata; Lepidosauria; Squamata; Lacertidae
Source: the annotation of a GenBank genome assembly
AUGCAGCUUGGGGACGGGAAACCCCGUGCCUCACAGCCCAUCUCCAAAAAUCAAAACAGCAGCAAUCUCUUUCCAGGUCACUGCGUCCUCCAACAGAUCCUGCCCCCUUUGCAAUUCCUCCUGACACACGUCGCCUCCAAUCCGCUCCCCUUCCAAGGCAGACCCUCUGAUCUUGUCGCUUGCAAUAAGGCAUUCCUUGCAUGGUUCCUCAACACGUUCCUUUCCUUUGUCAACGCCCCCGUGGGCAUCUGUGCGGCACCCCACUGGGGGAAUGUCACUUUUUUUUAUCCAUUUGCCAAGAUGACUCCUCUUAUGGGUUUAAAAAAAGAGAGAGGAUGCAAUAUACCCUGUGGAGCUGUCAUCCCCAGAAAUAUGCCCCCAAAACACUUUACCUAAAUCCGCCCUGCUGAUAACUGGUUGCAGCGUCUUCUGAAGCCCAGAAACAGCAGCCCAGAAGGAAUGCAAAGACAUUCUCCCUCUUCAUUAGUAGAGUGAAGAAGAGGCCCUGCCAGGAGAAGCCGUUUAAUCGGGUAGCUCAGCUCUUGCAAAGCUUUCAAGUGCAGCCAUUGGCAUAUUCGGUGCAAGAUAACCCACUUUCUCUGAUAAGAAAAGCUGUGGGUUUGUUGACCUAUAAUGAAUUAUGGAAGAUGUUCCCAUAUACAGUGGUACCUCGGGUUACAGACGCUUCAGGUUACAGAUGCUUCAGGUGACAGACUCCGCUAACCCAGAAAUAGUACCCCGGGUUAAGAACUUUGCUUCAGGAUGAGAACAGAAAUUGUGCGGCAGCAGCAGGAGGCCCCAUUAUUUAAAGUGGUGCUUCAAGUUCAGAACAGUUUCAGGUUAAGAACAGACCUCCAGAACGAAUUAAAUUCUUAACCUGAGGUACCACUGUAUAGAACUUCUCUUACUUUGCAUAAUUUCUCAUCAACAUUUACUAGGCUGCAUGAUGUAUUCUCUUCCUGGUGGGACGCAGGUGGCGCUGUGGUCUAAACCACAGAGCCUCUUGGGCUUGCAGAUCGGAAGGUCGGCAGUUCGAAUCCCCGUGACGGGGUGAGCUCCUGUUGCUCAGUCCCUGCUCCUGCCAACCUAGCAGUUCAAAAGCACAUCAAAAUGCAAGUAGAAAAAUAGGUACCGCUCCAGCAGGAAGGUAAACGGCAUUUCCAUGCGCUCUGGUUUCCAUCACGGUGUCCCGUUGUGCCAGAAGCGUUUUAGCCAUGCUGGCCACAUGACCCAGAAAGCUGUCUGUGGACAAACACCGGCUCCCUUGGCCUGAAAGCGAGAGUAGUCACCUUUGACUGGACUUAACCGUCCAGAGGUUUACCUUUUUACAUCUGUUUCUGGUACUUAUAGGAAGGGUAUAGGUAAAGGGACCCCUGACCAUUAGGUCCAGUCGUGGCUGACUCUGGGGUUGCGGCGCUCAUCUCGCUUUACUGGCCGAGGGAGCCGGCGUACAGCUUCUGGGUCAUGUGGCCAGCAUGAGUAAGCCGCUUCUGGCGAACCAGAGCAGCGCACGGAAACGCCGUUUACCUUCCCGUCAGAGCGGUGCCUAUUUAUCUACUUGCACUUUGGUGUGCUUUCGAACUGCUAGGUUGGCAGGAGCAGGGACUGAGCAAUAGGAGCUCACCCCGUCGCGGGGAUUCGAACCGCCGACCUUCUGAUCGGCAAGCCCUAGGCUCUGUGGUUUAGACCACAGCGCCACUCGUGUCCCCUAUGUAGGAAGGGUAGGAUUGCCAUAUUUCAAAAAGUGAAAAACCGGACACAAAUAUUGUCUAGGACAUUUGCCAACACGUCUGGAUUUUCCAAGACAUUACAACGAUUGCUAACUGGACAAUUUCAGACUGCCGUAUUCUAGCUCUGAAUGAACGUAUGGCAACCCUAAGGAAAGGGCACUGAAGCCAUCCCUCUGGUUUCUGAGAUAUCACAAUGCUUUCGUGCCAAGCCCUUUGAAACAUACCUUCAAAUCAAUAAGCGCCAGAAACACCCGCAAUUUUAAAAACAGGCGCACACAUUGUGUGGCUUCGUAGCUGCUGCAAAAUCUCAUCAUUAAAUGCUGCUAAAUGUACAUGAUUGUUGUGUCCUUCCUUUCCACCUUGGAAACUGUCGUUCUAUACAGGGGACUAGGGAUCUCCAUCACAUCCCUACCCCCCCUUCAGAAUAUAGAGAGCUUGAACCCAAGACCCUGAGAUAAAGAUAAUAGACGGCACCUUUGCAAAACUAGUAUCUUUGGGGUUCCUUGGGGUAGUGGAUUGCUGAGGCGUUCCCAAAGUAAAGGAAGGAUUGAACUCUGAUUAAUAAGAAUACACAGAGAGGCUUGAACCAGCAAGACUCUGGGAAGGGUGCGUAUAAUAAUCUCUGCCUCUAGCCCCUGGCCCAGGUCGUUUUAUUCACAAAAGAGCUUUUUACAGAGUGUUCGUAAGAACCAAUCAGAUUUCUUCUGAGCAUUUCAACAAACCUCACGUGGGGUCAAAGUUAAACUACCAAAACUAAUCAAGCACACAUAUUUCUGGGGUAAACAAAGAGCAGAACUACAAAGGAGUGCAUUUGGCAACCCCUGAGGUCAUAAACAAGCAAAAUACAUGAUAAGAAGGAUGGGCAGGAGGACAGAGAUCAUUAUAACCUUCAGGUGAGAUCUGUUUCCUGGCCCAAAGAUUAACAUCCUAAGAUUAACAUAUCAGAAAAGCUACAUCAAAGAAACUUGCCCACUAUCUUUAAUGACCCAGGGUGCUGCCUGGCGAAGCAACUGGGCUGUGUACGUGACUUGUCAAGCAAGAGAAAUGGGCAGUAGAGAAAAUGGCCAGAGAUCCAGAGGGUUGUGGGAUUUGAUCAGAAAUUAUUGUCAAUGUAUCAAACCCAGUCAACACAAUGCAUUCAUUGUGGACACAAUGGCUUGAUGCAUAUUUUAUAAUUCCUCAUAGUAAUCCCACCUGACCCCACACUCUGGAUAUUUGCACUCCUACAGAUUGCCCCAUCUUUCCCCCCUCCAUCCUGAGAGACCCACAGAAAGUUGAUGGUUCGGUGGUUUUCUUUUCUUUUUCCCUCUCUAGGGGACAGAAAGCUCUUUGUGGGAAUGUUGAACAAGCAGCAAUCGGAAGAAGACAUACUGCGCCUCUUUGAACCUUUCGGGGUCAUUGACGAGUGCACAGUGCUCAGAGGGCCGGACGGCAACAGCAAAGGUCAGUCUCUGGUCCUCCGUCCAUCUAGGAUGGGGGACGAAUCUUUUGCCUAACGUGAGUUUCAAACCCACCACUCUGAGAUUAAGAGUCUUGUGCUUUACUAGCUGAGCUGUCCCUUCAAGAACAGACUUGACCUCUUCUCGAAGGGAACAGUUGCUUGCAAAUUCAGUCCGUUUUGAAACUGGUUUCACUCCCAAAGCACUCCACAGAGAACUCUGGGAAUUGGCUGUCCUCAGGCUGCGUUAUUAUUAAUUAUUAUUAUUAUUAUUACAUUCUUUGAACUCGGGUGCCUCACAGCAUCUCUCACGGGGGGAAAACAAUAGCAAAAAGGCAUUCACCUUGAGGACUAGCCUCUUGCUUUUGCAUUUAUGCCUUGCCAGGUUUGAUUGGCGAGUUUUGGAGAGCCAUUGUAAUAAAUAAUCAGUGGCAGUGCUCUUACACCUUCAGCAAGGCUAUCGGCUAAUGUAAAAGAAGGGGGAAACACCUUCUUGAUGUGCUGUGCAGGGUCGCAUGUUAUUAUAGUGUGUGAAAAGAGUUGGGAACCUCGAGCUCGAGAACCCAAUGUGGCCCCCAGGGCUCUCUGUCUGGCCCUCAAAACCACAUCUAGAAUUUGAACUGUGAUAAUGACUCUACCUUGACACACACACUCUCUCUAUAUCUAUCUAUCUAUCUAUCUAUCUAUUUCUCUGUGUAAAAACUUAUAAGCUUUGUGUGGCUGGAAGGUCGCCUAUGGCUCAAAAGUCAUGCCAUAUGCUUGCUUGUAGUGUGGAGUUGCUCCUGGCAUGAAUGGAGGCCAUGGGAAAUUAAGUAGGGCGGGGGGCCAUGGGAAUUUUGCACAAAGAGGGGUCCAUGGGAAAUUAAGUAGGGUAGGGAGCCAUGGGAAUUUUGCACAAAGAGGGGCCCAUGGGAAAUUAAGUAGGGCGGGGGGCCAUGGGAAUUUUGCACAAAGAGGGGCCCAUGGGAUUCUUCCCUCCCAUUUGAACAGGCCAAUGUUCCAUAAACUAUACUUUCCUCCAGCUCUGUUCUCACUUGCAGCUUUCCUUUCUGUCCUCCUCUUCUGUCUCUCUCUGUCUCCUCUGACGCCCUCCAGGCUGUGCCUUUGUUAAAUUCUCCUCUCACACGGAGGCCCAGGCAGCGAUCCACGCCCUUCAUGGCAGCCAAACUAUGCCUGUGAGUAAGGUGCCGUCAGAAUUUGCGGCGGGUGGGUGGUCGGGUUCCUUUGGGGUGCGAGCCAGCGUCGCAAACCGGCCAUUUGCCCAAGGCAAGUCAAAAUCCUCCAGAGGGGAACAGCCGAUGGGAAAACGAGUCACAAUAUGGCAGAUCCGUGUGGGAGGUUUGUGGGGGUACCAGUGCUGCCCUAUCCAAGGACUCAGCUAGAGAGCUGCAAAUAAAGCAUUUUAAGUGCAAUGUACAAAUGUAACACUAGGUGGCGACAGGGAGCUAUGCAAAAUUCAAUUUAUUUUUCAAAACGUUUUUUUUUUAAAAAGCGUUUUUUUUUAAUAUGUGUGUAGAUUCCACCCAGAUUAAAGUUUGGGCUGUUGCAUGACAUUGUGGUCAUGAAGGAGACCUAAGCAGACACAAGAGAAAGGAGCCCAUCUGGGAGAAGGAAAACUCUGAUCCUAAACCUCCGCUGUCUUACGGGACGUGUUUGAAGAACAGAUUCAGGAGCACAUGCCCUCCACCAUUUCUGCAAUAAAAAUAGGAAUGUCCCAUUCCAUUAUUAUUAUUAUUAUUAUUAUUAUUAUUAUUAUUACCACCUCCCAUUAAGCACUUAAAAACGUCCCUAUACAGGGUUGUCUUCUAAAGGCUUACUUACAGUGGGAUGCGGGUGGCGCUGUGGUCUAAAGCACUGAGCCUCUUGGGCUUGCCGAUUGGAAGGUCGGUGGUUCGAAUCCCUGCGAAGGGGUGAGCUCCCGUUGCUCUGUCCCAGCUCCUGCCAGCCUAGUAGCUCAAAAUCACACCACUGCAAGUAAAUAAUAGGUACUGUUGCGGCGGGAGGGUAAACGACGUAUCCUUGCGCUCUGGUUUCCCAUUGCAUCAGAAGCAGUUUAGUCCUGCUAGCCACAUGACCCAGAAAGCUGUCUGUGGACCAAGGCCGGCUCCCUUGGCCUGAAAGCAAGAUGAGCGCCACAACCCCAUAGUCGCCUUUGACUGGACUUAACCAUCCAGGGGUCCAUUACCAUUUACCUUUGUUUAGUCAUUUAGUCAUGUCCGCCUCUUUGUGACCCCCUGGACCAGAGCACACCAGGCACUUCUGUCUUCCACUGCCCCCCGCAGUUUGGUCAAACUCAUGUUGGUUGCUUCGAGAACACUGUCCCACCAUCUCAUCCUCUGUCGUCCCCUUCUCCUUUCCCAACAUCUUUCCCAACAUCAGGGUCUUUUCCAGGGAGUUUUCUCUUCUCCUGAGGUGGCCAAAGUCUUGGAGCCUCAGCUUCAGGAUCUGUCCUUCCAGUGAGCACUCAGGGCUGAUUUCCUUCAGAACGGAUAGGUUUGAUCUUCUUGCAGUCCAUGGGACUCUCAAGAGUCUCCUCCAGCACCAUAAUUCAACCAUUUACCUUUAUAGUUACUUAUCUCCUUGGCUCAGGGGUCGCAUAACUCCAUCCCCUCCAACAUUUCUCCAAUGAAAAUAGGGACGUCCCAAGAAAAAGCGGCACCAAAUCAGAAACCAAGGUGGCUUCUGUAAAUUCAGGACUGUCCCUGGAAAAUAGGGACACUUGUAAACUCUCCACAAAACCAGAGUGAAAUCCCUAAGGCGGUUGGAUGGUGCCUUGUACACCUCCUUCCAGAAACUCCUGCAGCCAAGCUGGUCCCAAGCGUCUUGCUCUGCUUUCCUUUGAACCAUCACCGUGAGACCGAGAUGGAGCUCUUGUCAUCUGGGCAGCCCAGGACCUCCAAUGUGAUGGCCUGGGACUCGGACCUGGACUCGGAGCCAGAGGAGUCUCAGUCCGCACUGGAUCCUUUGCCUCGGGCGGCAGCUGAACCUAGUCUGGGGCCUGAUCCUGAAGAGUCCCAGUCUGCACAGUUUCCCCUGCAACAAGCACCAGCUGGGCUGAGUCAGGGGCCUGAGCCUGCCCUGGCUCCAGAUGCGGGGAUGACCUCGUUGCCUCCAGCUGGGCCAUCGCUUACAGCUGCUCCGCUACCGGUUGGGUCAGGGGAGGCUGAGGCGGUCCCUGGGUCUGGUAACCCACCGACGUCUCCCGAGCUGCAGAGACUGAGGUCUGAGAGAAGGAGAGACCUGAGUAGUUGCAGGAGGAGUGCUCGCUUUUGGGCGAAACAGGGAGGUGAGUCGCCGGGGGAUCAGGACCGGCCGCUACCCUGACAAAGAUAAAAGGCUGUCGGACCCUGUCUCAGGUUGCGGGAGCAACAUUGCUGUACGCUAGAUCCUGCCUGCGAUCCUGCCCCUGUCCUUGCCUGGUUUCCUGCCUUGACCCUGUCGGACUGACUCCCAGCGGAACCUUCGGAUUCUGGACCGGUCCUGGACCGUGUUUCACAGGUUACCCCCGGGCCCAGCACAUCCAGACAUGCUGCCUAGGCUUGGGCCCUGGGGCGGUCACUUCAGUGCUGCUAACACAGCGUUUCGACUUCACACACACACACACACACACACACACCCCUGUCCAUAGGCAUCCUCAAUAGUCUCUUGAGACAAAUGGAAGCCAACCUAUAGGGCUCCCAUCCGAUGAAGGAGACCUCACUGUGCCAGGCUCCGCUUCCCCUUGGCCCUGCUUUUCUGGGGCUUAUGGGAGUUGUAGUCCAGGCCGUGUCUGUCCUGGUCUCUCGCUUUGUAAUAAAAGAACGUAUUCAAAGGCCAUAGGCAGUGUUUAGAGCAGCCUUUCUCAAUCUUGAUGCCGCGGGACCACAAGUCCCAUCAUCCCUGACCACUGGUCCUGAUGGGAGUUGUAUUGCAACAACUCCUGGAUACCCAAGCUUCAGAGCAUUGGACAAGGACCUGGGAAAGACCUGGGUUCAAAUCCUCACUCAGUGACCCUUGGGGGUAGGUCACGGCCUCUCAGCCUAACGUACCUCCUUGAAGCCCUUGCAGGAAACGGUGGGAUGUACAUGCAAUAAUUAAAAAUAAUUAAUCUGCAUUGCAGCCAGCUCCUGUCUUGCUCAGGGUGGGCGGUGGUUCCAAAAUGCCUUUUUAAAGAUGAUGGCUGCCACCUACACUUAUUGUGCUUAAAAAUAAACUUUUUUCCAAGUUGCCUAAUUAACCGACAGCAUUUUUUUUAAAAAAAGUUAUUUAAUCGAACCAAUUCAUCCACUAAAUUCUGCCUUCCGAACCGUUAUGGGUUUUGGAUUAUGUGGCCACAUUUUGUGGUUGUAGUGGUGUUGGACCGCUGGGAGAGCCGAAUUCGAAUCCCCACGCAGCUCAUAGGAAUGACCAGUUGCAGCCUCUCACAACCCGAACCUGCCUCUCAGGGUUAUUGUAAGAAUAAAAUAAGGCAGGGAGGAACUGUGUAUCUCACCUUGAGUUCCUGGGAGGGAAGGUGGGAUUAAGUAAACAUUCACAUUCAUUUCGGCGUGGUGAGACUCCCAGAUGCUCCUCUGAUCAGAUUUUUAUUCUCUCUCUUUCUUCUUUGGCUGCCCUCAAUUCCUUGACAUCUCUCCCUUUCCAGGCAGCUUUUAACAAGGAGGGUUGGGAGUUUUUUGGGGGUGGGUGGGAAAGGAACUGUUAAUGACUGUCAGUGGGGCUUUGUAGGGUUCCGGGCAGCUCUAACCAGAUUGGCUACCGAGCUGCGCUUGCCGAAAACAAGACUCCAGUCUGCAUGAUUUGGAAUAAAGGGCUGAUUUAAAUCUGAACUGCCCUGUGCAGUGUUAAAUUGCUGGUCCUCCCUGGCUGCUGUUGUCUGCACGGACUGGCAGCAGCUCUGCAGGGAGUCGCGCCCAGUCCUCCUUGGUGCUGCUGUGCUAGAGAGGAGUGGCAGGCAGCAGGAGGCUCCCCGCAGCCGAUCUCAGGCCAGUGAUGGAACCAUAGAACUGCAGAGUUAGAGGGUACCCCAGGGUCAUCUAGUCCAACCCCCCGUAAUGCUAGAGUCAUGACUAAAGAGUCUGACGCCUGUGCCUUUCCUCCUGCAAACUAGGGCGCUUCCUCCAGCCUUGUGGUGAAAUUUGCCGACACAGACAAAGAAAGGACCCUCCGGCGCAUGCAGCAGAUGGUGGGGCAACUGGGGAUCCUCACGCCUUCCUUUGCGCUGCCCUUCACCCCGUACAGCACAUAUGCUCAGGCCGUGAGUAUCUGCCUGGACGCGAGGCAGCAGAGGGCGGGCUGGGUGUGUGUGUGAAUCCGGGGUGCAUGUUUCUGUGUGCCUGCGUUCAGCAGGGCACCCGUCACGACAUGGCUGUAAGAACGGAAGAAGAGCAACAUGGGAAGGAUUGUGGAAUUGGGAUAUAAAAUUUGCAGCAUGUUAUGCCAACCUAGCAGUUUGAAAGCAUGUCAUGUGCAAGUAGAUAAAUAGGUACCGCUCCGGCGGGAAGGUAAACGGCGUUUCCGUGCGCUGCUCUGGUUCGCCAGAAGCGGCUUAGUCCUGCUGGCCACAUGACCCGGAAGCUGUACACCGGCUCCCUUGGCCAAAAAAGCGAGAUGAGUGCCGCAACCCCAGAGUCAUCCGUGACUGGACCUAAUGGUCAGGUGUCCCUUUACCUUCAGUAGCUUAGGGCCUCAUCAAACCUAAAUCCAGCCAUGUAUGGAAGGGAUCACAAGGGUUGGAAGUUGGCAGGGAUCAUAAGGGUUCUCUAGUCCCACCCCAUUUUUUGCCCAACUUGGUGCUCAAACCCGCAGCCUUGGGAUUAAGAGUCUCGUGCUCUGCCGACUGAGCUGCUCCUUUAGUUUCCCUUAAGCAGCUGUUCUCAACCUGUGGGUCCCCAGAUGUUGUCGGACUACAACUCCCAUCAUCCCUGAGCUCUGGCCUUGCUAGCUAGGGGGGAUGGAAGUUGUAGUUCAACAACAUCUGGGGACUCACAGGUUGAGAAAGGGUGGAUGGGUAGGCAAACUAAGGCCCGGGGGUCGGAUCAGGCCCAAUCGCCUUCUCAAUCCGGCCCGUGGAUGGUCCGGGAAUCAGUGUGUUUUUACAUAAGUAGAAUGUGUCCUUUUAUUUCAAAUGCAUCUCUGGGUUAUUUGUGGGGCAUAGGAAUUCGUUCAAAUAUAUAUAUAUAGUCUGGCCCUCCACAAGGUCUGAGGGACAGUGGAUUGGCCCCCUGCUGAAAAAGUUUGUUGAGCCCUGGUCUAAGAGCCAGUGUGGUGUAGUGGUUAAGAGCGGGAGCCUCGUAAUCUGGUGAACCGGGUUCGCUUCCUCACUCCUCCACCUGCAGCUGCUGGGUGACCUUGGGCCAGUCACACUUCUCUGAAGUCUCUCAGCCCCACUCAUCUCACAGAGUGUUUGUUGUGGGGAAGGAAGGAAAAGGAGAAUGUUAGCUGCUUUGGGACUCCUUCGGGUAGUGAUAAAGCGGGAUAUCAAAUCCAAACUCUUCUUCUUCCAAGAGAAAAUGAUAUGAAAAUGAUAUAUCGUUGGUAUCUAACACCGAGUAAACUGUCAAAAAUGUAUAAAUCUAAAUCAAACAAAUUUUGGAAAGCGAAGGAAGGUUCUUUUUAUCAUAUGUGGUGGUCUUGUAGCUUACUGGGUUAAAGCUUACUAGGAAAUGAUAUAUAAUGAAUCGAAAAAGAUGUUCAAAAUAACUUUUAUUAAAAACAAACAAAUCCAGAAGCUUUUCUUUUGGGAAUUAUAGGGACAGCACUACCUAAGUUGUAUAGAAAUUUAUUUAUGUACGCUACUACAGCAGCAGGAAUGUUAUUCGCCCCAAAAUGGAAAGAAGCAGAAGUCCCAGCAAAGGAAGAAUGGAUACAAAAGCUUAUGAAAUAUGCAGAAACUUACCGGAAGAAUAAGAAAUCAAGAUAACAAAUUCUUUAUAAAAGAAUGGAAAUGGUUUAUUGAAAAUUUGCAGAUAAAUUGUAAACAGAUUAAAACAUUAGCAGGAUUAUUGCAAUAACCUGCAGUUUUAUGAGUAUAGAUUUAAAGUAGAUGAACGCAUGAGCAAAUUAAGUUAAUCUGGAUAUGCAGAAUAUAUGAAAGAAUAAAUUUAAGGAACUGCAGAAAGAGGGGAAGGAAGUCAAAGAAGCGUUGCAGCCUUCGGCUCUAGAGGCCUAGCCGAGCCGUUGAUAGAUCUCUCUCUGUGGUAUCGUUGCUGCGGAUUGUUAUUUGCACACUCUCAAGGCACGACGCGGGACACAGGUGGCGCUGUGGGUUAAAUCACAGAGCCUAGGACUUGCCGAUCAGAAGGUCGGCGGUUCGAAUCCCCACAACGGAGUGAGCUCCCGUUGCUCAGUCCCUGCUCCUGCCAAGCCAGCAGUUCGAAAGCACGCCAAAGUGCAAGUAGAUAAAUAGGUACCGGUCCGGCGGGAAGGUAAACGGUGUUUCCGUGCGCUGCUCUGGUUUGCCAGAAGCGGCUUAGUCAUGCUGGCCACAUACCCGGAAGCUGUACGCCGGCUCCCUCGGCCAAUAAAGCGAGAUGAGCGCGCAACCCCAGAGUCAGCCACGACUGGACCUAUUGGUCAGGGGUCCCUUUACCUUUACUUUAAGGCACGACACCAACCAGGAAGUGGCACGUAAAGGGGCAAAAACGGCACCCCAAAGGCGUGAAAAUGGUGCAAAAACAGCGUCGUGCAAUCCCAGGAGCCUUUGCCUAUGGAAAGUUUGAACAAGGAGGUUUAGAGGGAGCUAUUGCGGUGGAGUUUUGGUUUUCUAAAGGGUUUACAGAGGUUUAGAGCAGGCUUCUUCAACCUCGGCCCUCCAGAUCAGGCGUCCCCAAACUUGGCCCUCCAGCUGUUUUGGGACUACAGUUCCCAUCAUCCCUGACCACUGGUCCUGUUAGCUAGGGAUGAUGGGAGUUGUAGUCCCAAAACAGCUGGAGGGCCGAGUUUGGGGAUCCCUGCUCCAGAUGUUUUUUUGCCUACAACUCCCAUGAUCCCUAGCUAGCAGGACCAGUGGUCAGGGAUGAUGGGAAUUGUAGUCUCAAAACAUCUGGAGGGCCGAGGCUGAGGAAGCCUGGUUCAGAUUUAGAGGGUGUUUGCAGGCUUUUUCAAUGGUGUUUCCCAGUAGACACGACUUCACUUACACACUGGAGACUUGCCUGCAUUUUCCUUUUCUUUUCUCAGCUGAUGCAGCAGCAGACUGUCCUUUCGGCAUCUCAUGGAAGCUUCGUCAGCCCAAGCCUCACCUUCUCCCCCUGCCACAUCCAGCAAAUCGGCACCGUCAGCCUAAAUGGCUUGCCAGCCACUCCUGUUGCACAAACCUCAGGUGCGUAUCCUUGGUGUCAGGGGCGGGGACGUUUUCCCAGCCUGGAGGCCACCCUGCCUCCUGGGCAAGCCAGAGGGAAAAGGGGACAGAGCAGCCAAUGAGAUUUUUCCCUUUGUACUGUUGUAAACAAAAUCUGCCCUUCUUCCCUGAUGGGGUAUCCAUAUAGAGUCCUUACAUGGGUUCCCUAUUGGUAGGAGAAAAUAAUAGAGGCCAACCAGAGAAUAUUGAGAAGCAAAGCAGCUAGUAAGCCUGAUCUUUAUUAAAGCUGUUGCAACAGGGUGCUCCCCUCACACGCAGGAGGAGGAGGAGGGCCGCAAACAAAGGUGUGCCUGCCCUUAUAUAGACAUUUUAAAUUCCCUGCCCUGGAGCUCAAGACCACCCCUCCAUACAUCAUACAUACAUCACAGAAGGGGUGUAGCCCAAGACCACCCCCCAGAAACAUCAUAUCCACAUCACAGAAAAGGUGGUCUACAACAGAAAUUUGAGUGUUGUUGUUUUUACUGUCUGCCAGGUUAUCUGAUAAUGCCUUAUCUGACUGCCUUUCCUGGUAGUCUGGCCAUUCCUUUUGAAAUGGUGAUUACUUAAUUCCUGAGACAAUGGGUAGGUUCCCUCACCCCCUCCCUCCUUGCAGAGAAACAUUUGGUCAGCUUGGGAGUCGAAAUGGUUUCAGGGAGGUCUUCCUGUGCUGCUCCAGACAUUGGUACAUUUAUGAACAUUUAUUAUACAUAUAUGACCUUAAAAUCCUAUUACAGUACGCUGCUCCCCUCCCUCAGCCCCAGCUGCCUAAUGACAGGGCUGCUGGCCUAAUGAUAGAUGCAAGCCAAAUCUAGUAGGUUUGUACUUCUCCACUAUAUGACCAGCACUGACUUCGAUCCAACAAACUUUAAUAUUUGAGGCGUUCCCAAAGUAAAGGAAGGAUUGGACUCUGAUAAUAAAAUACACACAGAGGCUUGAACCAGCAAGACUCUGGGAGGAGUGUGUAUUAUAAUAAUUCCUGUCCACCCUCCAGCCCAGGUCGUUUUAUUCACAAAAGAACUUUUUACACAGUGUACGUAAGAGCCAAUCAGAUUUCCUCUGAGCAUUUCAAAAAACCCCAUGUGGGGACAGUCAAACUACAAAAAGCUAAUUUAAGCAUGCAUACUUCUGGGGGACGCGGGUGGUGCUGUGGGUUAAACCACAGAGCCUAGGACUUGCCGAUCAGAAGGUCGGCGGUUCGAAUCCCCGCAAUGGGGUGAGCUCCCGUUGCUCGGUCCCUGCUCCUGCCAACCUAGCAGUUCAAAAGCAUGUCAAAGUGCAAGUAGAUAAAUAGGUACUGCUCCGGCGGGAAGGUAAACGGCAUUUCUGUGCGCUGCCCUGGUUUGCCAGAAGCGGCUUAGUCCUGCUGGCCACAUGACCCGGAAGCUGUACGCCGGCUCCCUCGGCCAAUAAAGCGAGAUGAGCACCGCAACCCCAGAGUUGGUCACAACUGGACCUAAUGGUCAGGGGUCCCUUUACCUUAAAAAGGAGGGAUGCAUUCAGCAAACCGGGAGGUCAUAAACAAGCAAUAAAGGAAGGAAAUAUUUACCAUCUCCUGGAAGGAUGGCAGUAUUUACCAUAUUCUUGUGAACCCUCUUCCUGGCCCUAAGAUCUACCUAAAGAUUAAACUACAUCAAAGCUAACUAUCAUCUUUAUGACCCAGAAUGCCUCAUGCAGCAAGCGGCAACUGGGCUGCGUACGUGACUUGUCAAGCAGAGAGAAAUGGACAGUAGAGGAAAUGGCCAGAGAUGCAGAGGGUUGUGGGAUUUGAUCAGAAAUUACUGUCAAUGAAUCGAACCCAGUCAACGCCAUGCUUUCAUGGCGGACACAAUGGCUUGAUGCAUAUUUUAUAAUUCCUCAUAGUAAUCCCAUCUGAUCCCAACACUCUGGAUAUUUGCACUCCUACAUUACAGUGGUACCUCGGGUUAAGUACUUAAUUCAUUCCGGAGGUCCGUUCUUAACUUGAGACUGUUCUUAACCUGAAGCACCACUUUAGCUAAUGGGGCCUCCUGCUGCUGCUGCUGCUGCGCCGCCGGAGCCAGAUUUCUGUUCUUAUCCUGAAGCAAAGUUCUUAACCUGAAGCACUAUAUCUGGGUUAGCGGAGUGUGUAACCUGAAGCGUACGUAACCUGAAGCGUAUGUUACCUGAGGUACCACUGUAUUUUCCACAAUCCAGAUGGAGGCGGAUUGCCGGUUAAUUUUAUAUUUUCUGCCAUGCAUGGUAGAGAAUGCAGGACUUCAGACAGGUAAAUGUUCCGACCUGGUACAAGGCAGCUCCUCUCCUUUUCUUUCUCCCUGGAGAGCUAGUUCAAUGGGAAGAGUAUCUGUUUUUGCAUGCAGAUAGUCCCGGGUUCGAUUCCUGACGGCCCUAGUUGAAAAGCGUGCACGAAAGGUCACGCUCAGUGUAGACAGUAGAUGAACAAGCACCUGGUGUAAGGAUGCUUCUGAGGGGGAAAGGCACAUCUGGAUGCACGGAGGGGCAGGCUCCAAUGCCGUCCCCAGAGCUGUGAAAAGGGUACAAUAUGGGCAUGUCUUUAAGUUAACAUCUUACAUUAAAAACCUGACAGUACCAAACUAUCGAAGGCUUUUCACCAAAGCCAGACUAAACGUCUUUCCUUCUGCAGUGUUGAGAGGAGUUCCCUACCAGGACAGACUUUGCUCGUGUGCUCAAGACAUCGAUCCCAUAAAACAUAUUUUGUUGCACUGUGCAAAAUAUGAGCAAGCCAGGGCUGAACACAUACUACCCUCGCUGGUACAUUUCCCGGGAAAAUCAGAGGCUCACUAUGUCAGGUUCCUAUUGGAAGACCGGACAAAUGCUAGAACAUUAGCAGUGGCCAAGUUUUUAUCGGUGGUUGCAACAACCAAUGAUCCCUAUAUUCUGAACAAAAUGCUUGUUUAACCUGGAGGUAGGCUGUAUGAAUUGUGUAUUGCUUUGUAACGAUUUGUUGGGUCUCUGGACCGGAAUAAAGAUUAUUGUUGUUGUUGUUAAAAGGAAAGUUACACCCACCCGCUUUUCUGUCUCUGCAGGGUUACACUCGCCUCCUCUCUUGGGCACGACUGCCAUCCCGGGACUGGUGGCCCCCAUCACCAACAGCUUCGCAGGAGUGGUCCCCAUUCCCAGCAGCCAUCCCACCUUGGAGGCCGUUUAUACGAAUGGGCUUCUUCCCUGCACAGGUAAGAAAGGGAAAAGGUGCGGUGCGGGAAACAGGCACAGAGAGGAGGAUACGGAUGGGCAGCCUAUGCUCCUCCCAGAUGAUGGUGGAUUCCAACUCUCAUCUCUCCCGACUACCAUCUUCAGUAAACCUGCUCAUUCUGGUCCUCAAUAUUCUGAGUCAGCUUUUGGCUGCUGGCUGUUUCGUUCUGAUGUCUGUUUUGAGCAAUGGUCCAAAAUGCUGUUGCGACUCCCAACUUCCACUCCCAACUCCAAUUCAUUAUUAUUUUUUGGCUCGUUCACAUUUUAGGACUUCCCUUCUUCUCAACAGGUCCGUUCCUUUAGAAAAAUAAAAUAAGAUCUCUCCUCUUUUAGCCCAGAACCCAUCAGUAGCAGAGACUAUGCACCCAGCCUUCACCGGAGUCCAGCAGUAUGCAGGUACCGUGUGCAUGAGAGUGGAACUUGACCUGGGGAAUACACACAUUUUACCAAGACUGGCAGAAGCGUUAGAGAUUCUAAUUUCAAGAUUCGCGUAUGGCUUCGUCACGAAGUUUCAAGUAGGCCAUAACACUGAGAGGGACCAUCUCCCUCUAACUUUAGGGUUAGAAAGGCCCGCCUUUCAAAAAACCCAUUGCCAAGCCACAAUAUACUCCCACAGUGAAUUUGGGUAAGUAAAGGUAAAGGGGACCCCUGACCAUUAGGUCCAGUCGUGGCCGACUCUGGGGUUGCGGCGCUCAUCUCGCUUUAUUGGCCGAGGGAGCCGGCGUACAGCUUCCGGGUCAUGUGACCAGCAUGACUAAGCCGCUUCUGGCGAACCAGAGCAGCGCACGGAAAUGCUGUUUACCUUCCCGCCUGAGCGGUACCUAUUUAUCUACUUGCACUUUGACAUGUUUUUGAAAUGCUAGGUUGGCAGGAGCAGGGACCAAGCAACAGGAGCUCACCCCGUCACGGGGAUUCGAACCGCCGACCUUCUGAUCGGCAAGUCCAAGAGGCUCUGUGGUUUAACCCACAGCGCCACCCGUGUCCCUGAAUUUGGGUAUACCAGCUCCCAAAAUAAUUAAAUGGUCCCCCGUGCUGAAUCCAGACUUAAUCCUCCUCCUUCUAUCAGUGGAGCUAAAUAAUAUACCGUGUGCAUGAAAUAGCUCUCUUCCUCGCGGAAGCUGCCGACAUCAGUCCCGUUAAACUCAGGGGGCGGCGUGCUCACAGGUUCGGAGCCAAGAAGAGCCCGCUGCAAAGCAAGCACCAGGGGAUCAUGGGAGCAUUCGCUGAGUUUUAUAGAAAGGCAGUGGCUCUUUUGUGUAGCAGGAGCAGGAUUACCCUGGGGCGCUUGUUGUGGUUCCUGCUUGUUCCUGUGGUGGGACCGGGGGUAACCCGUGCAACGUGGUCUAGGACUGGUCCAGAAUCUGAAGGUUCCGUGGGAGUCAGUCCAACAGGGCCAAGGCAGGAAACCAAGCAAGGACAGGUACAGGAUCUCAGGCAGGAUCUAGCAUACAGCAAUGUUGCUCCCGCAACCUGGGACAGGGUCCGACAGCCUUUUAUCUUUGUCUGGGUAGCGGCUGGUCCUGAUCCCCCGGCGACUCACCUCCCUGUUUCGCCCGAAGGCGAGCACUCCUCCUGUGAGUAUUCGGGUCUCUCCUUCUCUCAGACCUCAGUCUCUGCAGCUCGGGAGACGUCGGUGGGUUACUAGACCCAGAGGCCGCCUCAGCCUCCCCUGACCAAACCAGUAGUGGAGCAGCUGUGAUGGCCCAGCUGAAGGCAACGAGGUCAUCCCCGCAUCUGGAGCCAGGGCAGGCUCAGGCCCCAGACUUGGCCCAGCUGGUGUUUGUUGCAGGGGAACCUGUGCAGACUGGAACUCUUCAGGAUCAGGCCCCAGACUCGGUUCAGGUGAUGCCUGAGGCAAAGGAUCCGGUGCGGACUGAGUCUCCUUUGGUUCCGAGUCUGAGCCCGAGUCCCAGGCCAUCACAGUUCCCUCUAACAGUGAAGUAGCUGCAGUCACUGGCUCAGCACACCUGAAGGAGCAGAGCAUAAGGCAUCAUUCUCCCAAUGGCCGACCAGUUGACCUGAGUCAGACCGGCACCUUUUCCAACCUGCAAUUGGUUUUCAGAGGCAUAUACUGCUAGCUAGAAGCCACUGAGAGCUUUUAUCCAGCCCAUUUCCAAGGAAUACGUGGUUCUCCUCCAUUUGCCCCAUUUUAUCCUUACAGACAGCCCUGUGAGGUCGGUUAGACUGAAAGGCGGAAACUGGCCAUUCACAGAAUUGUAGAACUGUGGAGCUUGGAAGGGACCCGCGAGGGUCAUGUAGCCCAACCCCUGCAAUGCGGGAAUCUCCACAGGAGGGCCCCUGUCUGCUCCUCAAGGUCCUCAACCAGUGAGGGGUCUGGCUCAGUGUGGCCACAUGUGGAAUUGUAGAAUUGUAUGUGCAGUUGGGAGGGACCCCAAAGUCAUCAAGUCUAACCCUUUGCAAAGCAGGCUGCCACAAGGUACUGCGCUGCAGCAAGCAAAACUCGCCAGGAACUGAUCUCAGGGCCUUUGGGAUUUUCCGCUUUGGAGUUCGUGACAGGAUGACACCCUUUAAGCUGGCCGGUGCCCAGUGUAUUUUUUACUCUGUGCUAUUCCUUUGUUAGGGACGCGGGUGGCGCUGUGGGUUAAACCACAGAGCCUAGGGCUUGCUGAUUGGAAGAUCAGCGGUUCGAAUCCCCGCGACGGGGUGAGCUCCUGUUGCUCGGUCCCUGCUCCUGCCAACCUAGCAGUUCGAAAGCACGUCAAAGUGCAAGUAGAUAAAUAGGUACCACUCUGGCGGGAAGGUAAACAGCGUUUCCAUGCGCUGCUCUGGUUCGCCAGAAGCGGCUUAGUCAUGCUGGCCACAUGACCCAGAAGCUGUACGCUGGCUCCCUCGGCCAAUAAAGCGAGAUGAGCGCCGCAACCCCAGAGUCGGCCACGACUGGACCUCAUGGUCAGAGGUCUUUUUACCUUUACCUGUAUUCCUUUGUUGACCUUAUUCUGUUAUUCUCUUUUGCCCUGUGACACACAUUCAAAUAAUGCGCUGUAUGUGCUUCUGACUGCGUCCCCUUGAUGUUCUGGCCACUGACCGCAGCAAUAAAGCUUUGAUUUGUGGAAAGUCCUCUGAGGACUCUGUGCCCGGACCAAGUCAGGGCUGGCCAAGCCCCUUUUGCAUUUGCUCUUUUCUCAUGGAGUCUGGUACCUGAUCAGGGCCAGAGGGGACAGCAAGGAUGAAGGGCAGUUUCAAAAUAUGCAGAAUGACUCACCUUACGCUCACUGCUUUUGAAAACUUACAGAAUUACAGUGGUACCUUGGUUUGCAUACAUUUUGGAUUGCAAACAUGUCAAACCCGGAAGUGUGUGUCCCAGUUUGCAACCAUUUUUAUUAUUAUUACAACCCCCCCUUUUUUUUAUACUUGGACAAUUUUUUUUGGAGGCCCCAUUGGCGAAAGCGCGCCUUGGGUUACAACCUGUUUUGGUUUACAAACGGACCUCCGGAACGGAUUAUGGUUGUAAAGCAAAAUACCAUUGUACUUAGAAUAGAAUUGUGGAGCUGGAAGAGAUCGCGAAUAUCAUCUGGUCCAACCCGCUGCGAAGUUUUGCUCAAACCCCAAACCCUGAGAUGAAGCAUUUCAUGCUUUAAAACCAAUAUACAUACAGUAGAGUUUGACUCAGUUCUUCAACUAGCAGCCCACCUGAAUGCACACAAAGUCAAGUGUGUUUGAAGUAUAUAAGAUUGCAGAGCUAUAGGGGCUUUCCAUGAGCAAAAUGGACACGGAUAGAUAUUUGCGUUGCGGUGACCUGAAAUUCUAACUUGAAUCUGUAUGUUAGUAGCCUUAUUUGUUGGUUUUUCCUUUCCUUAAUUUGAUUAUUUUAUUUGUUUGUGUGUGUUUUUUAAAUGCAAACUGUAUAUAGUAUUAGACUGAAUUUAUUGACAGCAUUUUGCUCUGAUUUGGAGCAUUUUGCAUUUUGGUUUUCGGUCAAUGAAAUUUGAAGAAAGAAAAACAUGUUUUGAAAAACCAAAAUACAUGAAAAAUAAUCAAAUGAAUGCUCUGUCUCCCCUCUCUUUCCCUGCCCAGCUGUCUACCCAGCCACCACCAUCACCCCGGUCGCUCAGCCCAUCCCUCAGCCCCUUCCAAUAAUUCAGCAGCAGCAACGGGAAGGUAAGUCGUCUUCCGGGUCCAAAGGCAAUCUUCCUUUCUUCUGUUGGGAGCACUUGUGCCCCCCACCCCUCAGCCAUGCCGUCAGUUUUAAACAGGGCAGCCCCUGCCCAUGGACUUACAAUGGAAAAGACACGACACAAAAGGAAAAGGGAGUGGGGAGGGAAGAGGAGGGAAAGUAAACUCAGACACCAAUCACGUUAUUGAAAUGGUAGUUCUUGCUACAAUCAGCUGGGAUGAAAAUGGUUCUGGAGAAGGAACACGGUUUUGGGGGGGUGGGGGGUAAGCUUUCAAUGGAGUUGAUGGAAUGAGUUAGAAUCACAGCAAUCAUAGAAUCAUGGGAGGGAUCCUGAGGGUCAUCUAGUCCAGCCCCCUGCAAUGCAGGAAACCUUUGCUCUCCGUGGGACUGUUGACUUAGUGUGACUUAGCUCAGGGGUGAGGAAUCUUCUGGGCUCCGCAGGCCACAGCCUUCUCAGGAUCAGCACCAGGAGCCAAAUGUGAAGGGUGGGUGGGCUGGGCUUAGGACAGGGCUCCCCAAAGUAAGGCCCAAGGGACUCGUUUAUCCGGCCAGCGGCGACCCCCGCUGCCCGCUCUUACCGGCGCUGCGCUGCAUGGCUGCCCACUUCUGGGUCGGAGGAGCACCGGAAAUCGCUUGUGCGCAUGCGCAAGCAUUAUUUGCGCACGUGCAAGCGUUAUUUCUGGUGCACAUCCGGGUCUAUGAAGGCUAUGAAAACUAGGGUAUGGUUCCUGGAUGAAAUGGUGAGGUCCCUCCCAUUGCUCUCCUAACCUGUUGCUGAACCUUCUUCCUUGAAUGGUGGGGUUUUUUUGGGUAGUUUCCUUGCUGGGACAACAUGGCAUGAAUUUUAGCUUACUUUUAUAAUCUUUUUGGUCUAUCUUUUAAUAAUGUUUUAUGGUAUUUUGUGUAAAGGCAUGGACCUCACAAAUUUAAUAAAUUUGUUGUUGGUGGUGCACAUCCGGGUCGGAGGAGGCCCGUGCACAUGCGCGCAAGCUAUUUCCACCUCAGUGCACGACUGCCAAAGCCUGCCAAAAACCAAUCCCCAUAUAGACCCGCCCACCCAAAUGUUUAGAAAGCCAGUCUCUUUCCAGUCAACUGCCAUUUUAACUUUGCAAAUGUCUUAAAUGACUGCUGUUCAUUUUCCCAAGUGGCGAACUGUGGGGAGAUCUUUGUUGAAGCAGAGAAUUCCAAUGCAGACACACACACCCCUUCCUGGAAACAGGUACACCAUGCACAGUCAGUACAGGCUUUGACCCUGCCCAUUGGAUGAUUUUGCAAGUGGCAUCUGCUGAUGAGAGGGCAUAGUUUGGUGGAAAUACUUGCAGGAGGACCACUUGGAUUCCUUCAUGGUAGCCAGAGGUUUUCCCACCCCCCACGUAGUGGGAUACAAGCCAAAUAAUGCAACAGGCUUGUGGUCACACAAGGGUGUUUCAUUGCUGAAUGGGCGGGGGGGAUUUGAACCCAAGGCCUCCCUGCUCCUAGUCUGAUGCUCUAACCACUAUGCCAUGCUGCCUCUUUAACUGCAGGCCCCGAAGGAUGCAACCUUUUCAUCUACCACCUCCCCCAGGAGUUUGGCGACAACGAACUCAUGCAGAUGUUCCUUCCCUUUGGGAACAUCAUCUCCUCCAAAGUUUUCAUGGACCGUGCAACAAACCAGAGCAAAUGUUUCGGUGAGCGAUCGAGGGAGAGAGGGAAGAGGGGCAGGUACAGGACAGGCAAUUUGAAGCCCUCGGUUUGGAGAGGUCCUUUGCAAUCGCCUUUUUUUUAAACAACCCUGAGUGUUUUAGUCUCGUCAGCAAACCUGACCCGGAAAAACAAUCUCUCAAAGGACCUGUUGAUGGCAUUUUACCAUUGUACUGUGGAGAGUGCAUUAACUUAUGGUCUGUGUGUGUGGUUUGGGAGCUGCACGGUCAGGGGAAAAACAAUGCUGUCCAGCGGGAAGGUAAACGGCGUUCCGUGUGCUGCGCUGGCUCGCCAGAUGCAGCUUGUCACGCUGGCCACGUGACCCGGAAGUGUCUGCGGACAGCGCUGGCUCCCGGCCUAUAGAGUGAGAUGAGCGCACAACCCUAGAGUCUGGCAAGACUGGCCCGUACGGGCAGGGGUACCUUUACCUUUAACUUUAAGGUAGUCUCUAUGGGAGUAUAUUGUAUUUAAUUAUGGGAUAUCAGAGUUUUUAGGGGGCUAACCAGGCUGGGAUAGCAGGCUUGUUGGUUUUUGAAUGCCUGAUGUAGAUUUUUCCAAUUUCGUUGUUCUGUAUGGGACAAUGACAAUAAAGAUUAUCGUAUCGUAUCAUGUCGUAUCUUUGCCUCCCCCUUUUAUUCAGGCUUUGUGAGUUUCGACAACCCAUCCAGUGCCCAGACAGCCAUCCAGGCUAUGAAUGGGUUCCAGAUCGGGAUGAAAAGAUUGAAGGUGCAAUUGAAGCGGCCUAAGGACGCCAGCCACCCCUACUGA